Messenger RNA from Micromonas commoda, 1665 nucleotides. Its product is annotated as U3 snornp-associated-like WD40 repeat-containing protein. Gene Ontology annotation, cellular component: small-subunit processome. Gene Ontology annotation, molecular function: protein binding; snoRNA binding. The coding region runs from base 1 to 1665 and encodes 554 amino acids. The record is from RefSeq and is a predicted model, not a curated record. The transcript has a single exon. Lineage: Eukaryota; Viridiplantae; Chlorophyta; Mamiellophyceae; Mamiellales; Mamiellaceae.
AUGCCUCCGAAGAAGGCAUCGGGGCUGACCGCCUCCAAGAAGCGGCCGCACGAGGCACCGGUCAAGGGUCGCAAGUCGUUCGCGGGAAGCAGGCAGAAGGUGGCGAAGGGCGCCGCCGCCGCCGCCGACAAGGAUGACGACGCCGAAGGGGACGACAUGCUCGAGGACGCGCUCGACGAGGACGACUUCGGCCGCAAGAAGGGUCGCAAGGGAGGCGACAGCGACGACGACAGCGACGAGGAGGUCAAGGAGACCGCCGACGAGAAGCGUCUGCGCCUGGCCAAAUCCUACCUCGAGAAGCUCCGAAGAGAAGAGGCGGAGGACGGGUCGGGGUCCGAGGAGGAGGACGACGAGGACAACAUCCGAAACAUGGACAGCCACGACAGGCUGGCGAACAGGCUCAAGAACGAGGCGAUGGCCAAGUCGGGCCGCGUGCGCCGGGAGAUUGCGCACCGCGUCGUCGCGCCGACGCUCGACGCCGACUCCGACGUCGAAGACGAAGACGACGAAGACACAGCUGGCGACGCGUGGAGGGACGUACGCCGCGGGCAUAAGCUGUCGGUGACGGGCAUGGCGCUCACCUCGGACGAUUCCACGUGCUACACGGUGUCCAAGGACGGCGGCAUCGCCAAAUGGGACAUCGAGACGGGCGCGAGGACGCGGUUCCCCCGCGCGCCCCCCGCGGUUGUCGACCCGAGCCGAGGCGGCGGCGGACCGAUGGCGCCGCCGAAGUGCGGCGCCGCGACGUUGCUGUGCUGCGCGGUGUCCCAGGAGCACAACCUGCUGUGUACCGCGGGUGCCGACAAGCGCAUCCACGUCUGGGACACGCGAACCGCGAAGAAGGUGCACGAGUUUGCGUCGCACCGAGGCGCGGUGACUGGCCUCGCGAUUCGCGAUGGCACCGGGCAGAUGUUCUCCUCGUCUACGGAUAAGACCCUCAAGGUGUGGUCCCUCGACGACAUGGCGUACGUUGACACCCUGUUCGGACACCAGAGCGACGUCCUGGGCGUCGCGCCGCAGCGCAAGGAGCGCGUGGUGACGGUGGGAAGGGACAGGACGUGUAGGUUUUGGAAAGUCGCCGAGGACUCGCAGCUCAUCUUCCGGCCCGGCCCGAGCGGUGGUCAGCUCGAGAGCGUCGCGUUCACCUCGUCGGACACGUGGAUCACGGGCGCGGACGACGGGACCGUGGCGCUGUGGUCCACCACCAAGAAGCGCGCGGUGAUGGAGUGGAAGAACGCGCACGGCUUUGGCGAGGAGAUGACGGGCCCAAAGUUUGCGACGGGAGAUGAGGUCGACGCCGCGAUCGAGUCCAGACUCGACGCCCAGGCGGCGUGCGGGAUGCCGGAGGAACCGGAACCGCCCGAGGGCGUCGGCUCGUGCGGACGUUGGGUCAACGCCGUGGCCGUGUCCAAGGGUGGAGACCUGUGCGCGUCCGGGGCUGGCGACGGGGCGAUUCGCAUGUGGAGGGUGUGCGACGAUCCGGGUCGGCAGCUCAUGCCGCUUUUCGCGUUACCGGCGCGGGGUUUCGUCAACUCCCUCGCGGUGGCCAGCAGCGGUAGGUUCGUGCUCGCGGGAAUGGGUCAGGAGCCGAGGCAGGGACGCUGGGGCAGGGACGCGCAGGCGAGGAACGGCCUGCUGAUGCACAGGCUCACGCUCGAAGAUUAA